GAGAAGUGCAUCAACAUCGACUUGGCGUACAGAACGUAUGAUUCGUUACAUCGUGAACAGCCUGUUUGCGUAUCAAUUAGUUGCGAACGUUCUUCAACUGAGAAACACAUCAACCAUCAACAAAGACCAUGUCCUUCGAAUCGUUGUGGAACUGCUCAAACUUACCGGAAUUUGUGCUUGUUGCCUAAGAGUUACAUGUAUGGUUUACUCCAAAGAACGGAUUGAGACUAUCAAACGUUUUAUCACUUACGACACUUCAGAUUCUGGUGACAGCACCUUCGAUGAACAGCAACGACAAAAUUUCAAGAAACACGCUCGUGCGAUUGUGCAAACUGUGUUUGGACUAAUCAUUACCGAUACAAUUCUGCUUACGAUUCCUUGCUCUGCCACAAGAAAUUUGAUCGGGUUCCCAACUCAACUAUCGUUUGUUGGACAACGCGCAUCGAGUGUGCUGCAUUUCUUACUAGUCACCGGUUUUCCCUUGGCAACCUUUUCGAAAUUCACCUGCAGCAUGGCCAACAAUGUCGUUCUACUGCUGGGCAUGCGAGUCAAGUUGAACAUUGUGGCCCAUCGGUAUAGGCAAAUCUUUAAACAAGAAUGCCUGGACCAGGAACAGCGCUUCGAUCACAUGAACGAGGAAUUACGAAAAGCUUUGAUACAACAGACAGAAUGCUGGAGACACUUAUCGAUCCUUAAAGAUAUUGUUGGCAGAACAUUCAUCCCCGUCCAUUACUAUUCGCUUUACUGUAUCGGGUCAUUACUGUACGUAUCGCGAGAUAUGGGAGUCAAUGCAACGUCAGGAGUUCUGGUGGCAUCCGUAUGUUUUCUCCUAUUGGAGUACUAUGUUACGUGUCGUCUGAUUGAUUCACUUCGCGAUGUGACUGACUCAAUUGGAUACACAAUUUUUGAGCUGUGCGCUCGAAUUCCUUACACUCGUAAGAGCCAUCAGAAGUUCGUACACAUGAAGAGAGCUUUGAUAAUAACGUGGAUUAAUACGAGCAACGUGUCGUUUGCGAACUGUUUUCAGCUGUUCAAUAUCUCUACAUCUGCUUUUGUCGGAAUGCUGAACAUUACUUACUCGGUGUUUACGUUUUUGAUCAACGUUGGUUGGUAAACUUA
This is a messenger RNA of Aedes albopictus (Asian tiger mosquito), 1119 nucleotides long. RefSeq lists its product as uncharacterized. The record is from RefSeq and is a predicted model, not a curated record. NCBI's taxonomy places the organism in Eukaryota, Metazoa, Arthropoda, Insecta, Diptera, Culicidae. The transcript is spliced from 3 exons. The coding region runs from base 38 to 1114 and encodes 358 amino acids.